AUGUACACUCAAUUCCUCCUCGUACUUCUCCAAUUUUUCCGCGGUGUUACCUCUCGGCCUAAUACAGUAGGAAAAGGCUACAGGCCAGCUGCCUUUCAAGGUUCCACCAAUCCUGACACUGUUGACACUUUCUUUACGUUAACUGCUGGCACCACUCGUCGAAAGCGUGAUCUCUCAGGUGUAGCUCCAGCCAAUCCACUCCAGAAGGGACAUGAUUGGUACACGAAUCUAAAGGUAGAAGGACAAACAUAUCCUGUUGUCAUUGACACGGGAAGCAGCGACACAUGGCUUGUCAAACCCAACUUAACAUGUCUAGAUUUUGGCACAAGAUUACCAACUUCACAGAGUGCAUGUCUCUUCGGUCCAGGGUAUGCUUCCGGUUUAGACUUCACGCCCAUUUCAGACAAACACUUCAACACUACAUAUGCAAGUGGUGAGAAUCUAAAAGGAACAUAUGGGUUUGUGGACGUAACUUUGGGUGGUAUCUCCGUCAAUACUCAAAUUGCGACUGUCGACACAGCUGCCUGGCUUGGUGAUGGCACCACGAGUGGUUUAUUGGGACUUGCAUAUCCUUCUAUCACCGCGGCGUUCAAUGGCACCACUUUCGACAACGACAAUGCAGAAACUCAACUCCCAUAUAACCCGAUCUUUACGACCAUGUACACACAUCAUCUCAUUUCCCCGAUCUUCAGUCUCGCGUUGAGCAGGCCAUCAAAUGGUAUCGGCCACGACAAUGGAUAUCUAGCUUUAGGUGGCCUUCCUCCCAUCGCAUCUUAUGGCGCUUGGGGUGUAGCUCCAAUACAAUACGUUGCAAUUGGAAAGGGUUAUCUACAAGGAGCUCUCCCCUGGCCACAACAUCAAGUCUACACCCUCACCCCAGACAACUUCCUCUACCCCGGCAGCCAACGCCAGAAGUGGAAUCCCAAACACUGGUCCCCUCUCUCUAUGCCCGGCAGCAGUUCCCAAGUCCAGCUCUUCAUCGACUCGGGCACGACUCUCAUCUUCCUCCCUAAUUCCAUCUCCUCCGCUCUCGCAGCACUCUAUAAUCCACCCGCAGUAUAUAAUCAAGGUCUGCUCGCCUACUCCGUGCCCUGUAAUGCGAGAGCUCCGUAUUUUGCAGUCGUCAUUGGCGGCGUGCCACUUCCGAUUGACUCCAGAGAUAUGGUACAAGAUGACGGGACGGGUACCGGAGGGUGUGUCGCGGGUGUGAGUGAUGGGGAUCCGUUUGCUUUUUAUACGCUUGGAGAUGUGUUUUUGAAGAAUACCGUGGUGGUUUUUGAUGUUGGGGCUUCGCAGUUGAAGUUUAGGAGCAGGGGUUUCUAUUGA
Sclerotinia borealis F-4128 is the source of this 1326-nucleotide messenger RNA. The record is from the annotation of a GenBank genome assembly. NCBI's taxonomy places the organism in Eukaryota, Fungi, Ascomycota, Leotiomycetes, Helotiales, Sclerotiniaceae.